Molecule: messenger RNA, 990 nt
Organism: Python bivittatus (Burmese python)
Lineage: Eukaryota; Metazoa; Chordata; Lepidosauria; Squamata; Pythonidae
Source: RefSeq, a predicted model, not a curated record
AUGAUGGAGAUUGGAAAUCUCACCUACGUUACAGAGUUCACCUUGGCGGGACUGACUAGCUGUCGCAAGAUACAGAUUGUCCUCUUCAUGGUCUUCUUAAUUGUCUACCUAUUCACCAUUCUGGGAAAUCUGGUGAUCAUUCUGCUUGUAUGGACUGAAUCCUCCCUCCACACACCAAUGUAUUUCUUUCUAAUUCAACUCUCUGGGCUGGAGAUUUGCUAUGUCACCUGUACUUUGCCCCAGAUGUUAGUCCACCUUCAUUCUGGCACUGGAGCCAUCUCCUUCACCCGUUGUGCCACCCAGAUGUAUUUUGCUCUGAGCCUGGGAGGCACUGAAUGUCUUCUCCUGGCUGCUAUGGCUUUUGACCGCUACUUGGCCAUCUGUCAACCCCUCCUUUAUUCCACUACUAUGGGCAAGUGGCGCCAACUGCAACUCUCCCUAGUUUGUUGGUCAGGUGGCUUCAUCCUUGGUUCAAUCAAUGUAGGUUCUACUCUUUGGUUCCCAUUUUGUGGCCCCAACCAUGUUGAUCACUUCUUUUGUGAACUACCAGCAGUUUUAAAACUUUCCUGUGCUGACACCCACAUUGCAGAGGCUGCUGUAUUUCUGGCAUCUGUGUUGCUCCUGCUGUUUCCUGUUUCCAUUAUCUUGACUUCCUAUGGACUAAUACUUUGCUCAGUGUUACAAAUGAGAUCUAUUUCUGGGCGCCACAAAGCUUUCUCCACAUGUGCCUCCCACCUUAUUGUAGUCACCAUAUUCUAUGGUACUGUCAUGUCUACAUACAUGAUUCCACGAUUGGAAUCAGGUCCUGAUCAUGACAAACACAUUUCUGUCUUUUACAUGUUAAUCACUCCCUUGAUCAAUCCCAUUAUUUAUACCUUGAGAAACAAGGAUGUCCAUGGGGCAGUGGUCAAAGUGAUGCCCCCCCUUUUUUUUUGUAAGAAGGACAGUGCACGUAGCGAGCAUCCUAUCACUUUGACAGACUGGAGUUAA